Messenger RNA from Periconia digitata, 4590 nucleotides. NCBI's taxonomy places the organism in Eukaryota, Fungi, Ascomycota, Dothideomycetes, Pleosporales, Periconiaceae. The record is from the annotation of a GenBank genome assembly.
CAUGUGCUCUCUCCACCCGUCCACUCACCUGCUACAUCCGUCGCCAGCUUGCAAAUGGCACACGUAGACGACAACGUGGCUGCUCAAGUACCUACCUGGCUAUGUAUGUUUCAAUACCUGCUGGACCUGCCAGACCAGCAGCCCUGCCUCUAUAUAUAGGGAUGGCUCCAAUGCUGCAGUUGUUUCGUUCGUUGCGGUACAUACUCAAGUACAUAUGUAGCUAUAUACGAUCCAUUCUCGUGUCAGACAGCCGGCUUACCAUUGCUAAAUUGCUUGGGGUUAAGCACACAAUCCGCUAUAAGAUUGCCUGCCUAUGCACACACACACACAUAGACAGAUACUACUCCAAGCACAAGCAUCUGAAGGAUCAAAGGCCCACGGCCCCACCUAGGCCGGAUGCUUCACGAGCAGCGGCUUUUCUCUCGACUGACAUGUCGCUUCUGAUGAUAUCAACCAGAAUUUCUUUCCUUUUGCUCGGCAUCUUUCGACCUGGCUAGUUGUCCACCAUUCCGUCACACCGUGGCCAAAUCCACCAUCUAUCGCGAGACUCCAUGGAUGGAUCAUCGUCGGGCCCAAGCUGCCUCGCCAUGCCAGCCAUGGGGAAUUUCUCCACCAAGGCCCGUCUCGGCCAAAGCAAGCGCCUCACUACAGCGGAACGUACAGUAGUUGCCGCCGCCUUGAUGUCUGUCCGUCAGACUCUGUCUGUACCUAUGCCUCUGUUCGCGCCUCGCUUCUAGGUAUUCAGUAUGCAUGUAUUGGUUGCAUCAACGUCCAUCCUCCUCUUCAUGCCAAUCCAUGGAUUGGCAUGAGUCAUUCAGCCCCCAUUCACUGUCUGCCCUUUUACUAUUACUUUUUCUUUUCUUUUCUUUUCUUUCACUUUGCUUCCCCCUCCUUUUGUCCCUCGCUCUUCAAAAACAUCCAUCCUUGGAAGGGGGGCAGUAGCAACCGUCGUGUUUCGCCUCUCACUUGGUCGUCGUUGCCUUUUCGGCUUGUCUGCCCGUUGGUUCGCUUUCCCUUCCCCCCUGUCACCAAACGCUUUUCGAAUACCACCACCACCACCCACUCUGCCCAUGAGCUCUAAAUUCUACCAAGUGACCACAGCAAACAUUCCAAAGAGCAGCGCCCCUCGCUGGCCGCCAGAUCGUCUGUCCCUCUCGUCUCAGCAUGAUCCCGCACCUCUACCAAACAUCUCCGUGCGCCGUCGCGUCACGUACGCGCGCCAAAUAAUUGCCAAGGUACCCAAGAUAGUGCACGACACUCCAUCCUUCUACGCCUCUGAGCAGUAUGCGGUCCUCGGGCGAGUCUGCGACCGAUCCCAACGACACGACAACCUUGCAACGGGCUCUGGGCAGCUUGGGUGGGGGGCGGAGGUCGUGGAUGCUCCCGACACCACAAACUCACCCUCCGAAUGCCCCUCUACGCCAUCCGAACUCCCUCCAGAUAUCCACUCAAUUCCACCACCAUGCUGCCAUUCCAGCCCAGCAGCAGCACCGCCUGCAGCAACCACAACCACAACCACAAUCACCGUCGCUGCCUUCGCCAGCAUCUGCUCACGCCCCACCAUCUUUCGCCUACCCGAACGCCAACUCUCCCCAGCUCACCAACGUCCUCACCUCCCAGUCCAACCUACCCUCGCCUGCCGCCGUUGUACCUUCUUCUGCUGCCAACGAUGGCGACGGCAUCCCUCGAAUGUCUGACUCAGGUUCUCCUUUCAACUCUCAAUUGAGACUUGCCCCCGAGCAUCGCUUCAUGGAAGGAGCCCGUCAAGCAGUUGCCGCAGGCCAGAAAAGGCCCUCUGAUUCCGCCACUGCAUCUCGUCCUGCCCCUGUCAAUCCUCGCCACAUGCUACCCUCCCAACCGCCAUCAGCAGCUGCAACCCCGACAACCACACCCCCGCAACAUGCACCGCAGCAUGCACCGCAACACGCCGUGGGUAGUUCUUCUGGGGUGCAAGCAAUUCUGCCGUGGUACCAUAAGCGGUACGCCAUGAUGCAAAUACAUCGCCACCGUCAAAAUCUUGUAGCUCGCGAUUCUCCCCCGAUAGACGACUUGCGAUUGACUGCGGUGGAAAAGGCGCUUGAGAUUGACGACGACUUGUUUCUCUUCAUCCACCAGUUACAUUGUUUGGAAACCUGCCAGCCUGAGGAUUGGCCGGCGACCUUCAAACAACACCCGAAUCGGUUCGCUCCCAUGACUCUGCUCACUAGGGCUUUGGGCUCAAACAACGAAGUGUCUUCCUUUACCAUAAGCUUCCUCGCAAAUUUCCCAGAGCCACUCUCGAAGCUGGCCAUGUUGCAGCCCGAACGCUACAACCAACUCAAGGCGUACGCUUUGGUCUUCUUUGAUAGAUCGCAAAGAUGGUUUGCAGCUGGACAAGUGCUGGAGACCUUCUUUAUACAUCGCAACUACCCGCCCCUGGUGCGGGAACUGGCCAUUGAUCUCGGCAUCUACUCCCCUCAAUUGCAGCACACAGUUUUCACCGCGGUUUUGCGCCACAUGUGGAUGGAGUGGGGAGGUUCACAGGGAGCACAUAGGGCGAAGUUUGAAGCUGAAGCCUGGUCCAUCUUAGGAAAAAACCAGAGCACUCUUGAGUAUUCGCUAUACAGUGGCGGGGAACCGACUUCCCCCGAAGUGGAACAUGGGUUGCGCGAAAGAGAAACGCGUACUUGGGGGACUCGCUUGCACACACUUUGCGAGCAAUGGCGAGCCCGGGUACGCAUUUCUCUUGGACCAUCAUAUGGCUCCGGUCUCGCGCCAUACCAGGCCAUGUUGCAGUAUCAUCAACAGUAUUCAUCAAUGCAGCCCCAGCAACAGCAGCAGCAGACAAUACAGCAGCCGGAACCACAGCAGCAGCGGAUGAGACAACAGCCACAAACACAGCAGCAGCAGCAGCAGACAAUACAGCAGCCGGAACCACAGCAUCAGCAGAUGAGACAACAGCCACGUCCACAGCAGCAGCAGCAGCAGACAAUACAACAGCCACAACCACAGCAGCAGCAGAUGAGACAACGGCCAGAACAACAGCAGCAGCAGACAAUACAGCCACAACCACAGCAGCAGCAGAUGAGACAACAGCCAGAACUACAGCAGCAGCAGCAGACGACGCAGCAGCUAAUACAACAGCUAGAACUACAGCAGCAGCAGCAGCAGCAGCAGCAGCAGCAGACAAUACAACAGCCGGAACCACAGCAGCAGCAGACAAUACACCAGACGCAAAUAAGACAACAGCCCCAACCACAGCAGCAGAUAAGUCAGCAACAGCAGCCAGCCGUGGGACAGAUGUCCGUUCCAACCCAAAUGCUUGCGCCCGCGGCCAACCCCACUCUCGCGUCUCAUACACAACCCUCCAACCAUGCAGCACCUCCCUCAGCUAUGGCGGUUCGCCCACCGGGCCGUCCUCCACGCCAGCACGGAGAUCAAGCGCGGAUGCAAACAUUGCCAACGAAUCGCAAUGCGGAGGAAGUCCCAACCUCGGAUCAAUUAUUUCCCCCUAAGGAUUACGCUCGGCUACCACAGCAACGCAUACCACAGCCUUUCCGGUUCGCCCUCCACCAAGCCCAUCUGAGGAGUCCGACGUUAGUGUCGCGGGAAAUUGGUGGCGUAAGGUUCUAUCAGCAUGUCAAGGAGUUCUUUACAGCGCCUAGACGUCUCACCGAAGCCGGCCGCAAGGUCGAGAAAUGGACGUUCACUCUUUCUCGCGACGAGAUGGAGACAAUCCCAGUCGUCCUUGACGGCGACGCCGGGGCGCCUCUGGAGCGGCAAAUCAACGAAAAUAGCUCAAUGUUCAGGCUUCGGUGCGUCAAAUGGCUACCGCAAAAUCUUCCCAAUGAGCACGCGUGGUCAGUUGCCGAUACAGGUUGGAUCCCGUCUUCCUACUUCGUCAUCAAUGGCCACCAUCUACAGCAACGCAAAAAGCUGCACCAUGGAAAGGACAUGCCCAUUGAUCUUACGACGUUUCUCAAGGAGGGUGAGAACGUGCUGGAGAUUGCGAUCAAUCGGAAACUGGAGGACAAACGCUAUCUCAAUUACUUGGUUGCAAUCGAGACCCUCGGUUUCAGCAGUCAUGAUUAUGUUAUCAGCAGUUGCCAGGAUGUUCGCCACAUCAGUGCUGUCGAAAGCAAAGCCGAUAUCAUGAAGAAAUUGAGCACCUCUGGCGAUGACGACGACGACGACGAUGACAUUACUAUUGUCGAAACUAAUCUCACGAUCAAUCUCACAGAUCCAUUCAGCGGUGCCAAUCUGUGCGGAAUACCUGCCCGCAGUCAGGCUUGCUUGCACCACGAUUGCUUUGAUCUCGAAACUUUUCUGGAAACGCGGAGCCGGAAGGGAGAUGCUACGACGGCAGAUGUUUGGAAAUGCCCCAUUUGCAACGGCGACGCCCGGCCUCAGCACCUUGUUGUGGAUGGCUUUAUUGAGCAAGUGCGUGACGAAUUGCAGCGGCAAGGCUUGCGUGACACGAGAGCCAUCAUCAUAGACCAAUUUGGCAAGUGGAAGCCAAGAGUCGAGGUACUGCAAGGCGUGCCGGAGCGACGGACCCCCAUCCAGGAGAACUUCAAUGCUACCAACCGUGUCAUCGAUCUGAGUGAUUGA